AGAAGGCGACGGUGGGUGCGGGUAAAGGCGUUGAGGCAGCUCCUCCUCCAGUCCGCCGCCGCGGAAGUGACAGGGUUUGUUGUGGGGUCGAGGUGGCGCCGCCGACUUGUUUUUCCCUGCCUCCAUUCACGUCCUGGCACGAGCCUUCGGGAUCCUGAGGUUUUGAAAAACAAAGGUGUUGAAUGAAAAAUCUAGGGACCUUCAUUGUAAGUUGGAGUGCUCAACACUAGACUGAACAAACGACACCUAGAAGUGCAAGCAGACAGAUGUGGGUGAUUGACUCAUGGCCGCAGAUAACCCAGUUCAUUCAUCCAGCGUUAACUAUAAUUUGGACACAUUCUUUAGAGAUCUACAGUACUUGAAAACUUACAGAAAGCUUUGCAGCUUCUAUACAUCUCAACAGUAUUGUACCUGAAAUCAUUUUGCUCUCGGAAUGAAGAGAAUCAGGCAGACAGCUAAAGCUGAAAAUCCAGUUCUUCAAACACUAGAGAGGACAAAAAAGCAGAAAACUGGUUUUUACAACACUCUGUUUGACCCAUCUCAUCCUUUUACCUUGAUGGACUGGGGAAGUCUGCCACACCACGUAGUCUUGCACAUCUUCCAAUGCCUGCCUCUUGUUGAUCGUGCCCGUGCAUCUUCAGUUUGCCGGAGAUGGAAUGAAGUGUUUCAUAUUCCUGAUCUCUGGAGAAAGUUUGAAUUUGAGCUUAAUCAGCCUGCUACUUCAUACUUGAAGUCUACUCACCCAGAUCUCAUUCAACAGAUUAUUAAAAGACAUGCUGAUCAUUUGCAGUAUGUCAGCUUCAAGGUUGAUAGUAGUACAGAGUCUGCAGAAGCAGCUUGUGACAUCUUAUCUCAGCUGGUGAAUUGUUCUAUCAAGACACUUGGCUUGAUUUCAACGGCAAAACCAAGUUUCAUGAAUGUUUCCAAGGCUCACUUCGUAUCAGCGCUUACAGUAGUAUUUGUCAAUUCCAAGUCAUUAUCUUCCAUCAAGAUUGAAGACACACCAGUAGAUGAUCCAUCUUUGAAGGUCCUUGUUGCAAACAAUAGUGACACUUUAAAAUUGCUCAAAAUGAGCAGUUGCCCUCAUGUUUCACCAGCUGGAAUUCUUUGUGUUGCUGACCAGUGUCAUGGCCUUAGGGAGCUCGCUCUUAAUUACUAUCUACUAAGUGAUGAAUUGUUACUGGCUCUUUCAAGUGAGAAGCAUGUUAAUCUUGAACAUCUCCGUAUAGAUGUUGUGAGUGAGAAUCCUGGACAGAUUGAAUUUCACGCUAUCAAAAAACAAAGCUGGGAUGCUCUCAUUAAACACUCCCCCAAAGUCAACAUUGUGAUGUACUUCUUCCUAUAUGAGGAGGAAUUUGAUGCAUUCUUCAGGGAGGAAACACCUGUAACUCAUCUUUAUUUUGGCCGUGCAGUAAGCAAGUCAAUGCUCGGACGUAUUGGACUGAACUGCCCAAGGUUGAUUGAAUUGGUUGUCUGUGCUAAUGGCCUUCAGCCCUUGGAUGAUGAACUCAUUCGCAUUGCUGAAGGCUGUAAGAAUCUAACUGCCAUGGGGCUUGGUGAAUGUGAAGUUACAUGUCGAGGCUUCAUUGAGUUUGUAAAGAUGUGCGGAGGCAGGCUUACCCAGCUGUCCAUUAUGGAGGAAGUGCUUAUUCCAGACAAUGACUACAAUCUGGAUCAAAUUCAUUCUGAAGUUUCCAAACACCUUGGAAGAAUGUGGUUUCCUGAUAUGAUGCCAACAUGGUAAAAAAACAAAAAUCAAUAAGGCAAAAGGCCGAAUUGGUCAGAACUGGCUGUACAGGGUGUUGCUUUCUAUGCAAAUAAGGAAUCUUAAAUAAUUGCAUACUGGCGGUACUAUGCCAAUCAUAAAAUGGAAUAGAGUAUACUGAAUAGUGUACACAUUGAAAGUAUAUGCAUUAAGUGCUUAGUUUAUCCUCCAGUUAAUUGGAGUAUUUUUAACUGAUUUGUAUUUAAUUGUUAAGCACUUUGUUUAGUACAAGUUACUUUUGUACUAGUAUUUCUGGUGUUGCUAAACACUUUGGCCUUCUUGGUAAACUUCUGCCUAAUGGGUGUCUGGAUUUUGAGUUAAAGCGCUGUUUCUCCUGUUACUGUUCCUUUAAUUAAAAACAGUGGUUAUAUACAACUUGUAAACAACAACAGCUUAUAGUAUGAUGCCUGAGGCCUAUAUUUGUAUUAGUAUUGUGACAGUGCUCAAGCUACAACAGGUCAACUGUGUAAAUGCACUAUUUCACUGUUCCCCAACCCCCUAACCAGUUGAAAAAUUGCUUAUGGACUUAUGUAACUUAAAGAAAACAUUGGUCGAUACAUGUCCGAGAGCAUAUGGUUUUUCUAGUUAUGGAUGGAUGGUGGCACUGCAGAUGGCAGCCAUAGUGAUCACAGCAAAGGCAGUUCGGGAAUAGGUCAGCCUCCCACCACUUUUAAAUUAAGUUAUCCUCUUCAGCAAUCACCGGCCGUACAUGUGCUGUAAGCACAGCUUGAAGCGUGGUAGAAUUGCAAGUUCACUUUCCCCCAGGAGCUUUUCUCAUCUUGCCAGCCUGAUACAAGCAAUCAUGUGAUUUUUCUUCUCUGCUGAACAACCCACAGAGAGAACUCUUACUACUUCCUGUACAGGAUUCCAUUAUGUAAAUAAAACAGAUACCAGCAUUGAGAAAGGAUAGAUAAUGUAUGUCUGUAUAGUGUUGAUGCUACUUACAAGUGAUGCCUCUCCAGGAAAAUAACUUGUGUUUCUGAAUGUUCUGAUAUUAAAGAUACUGGUUACCCUAA
Molecule: messenger RNA, 2781 nt
Organism: Lacerta agilis (Sand lizard)
Lineage: Eukaryota; Metazoa; Chordata; Lepidosauria; Squamata; Lacertidae
Product: F-box/LRR-repeat protein 21-like
Exons: 7
Coding region: 434-1744 (436 amino acids)
Biological process (GO): SCF-dependent proteasomal ubiquitin-dependent protein catabolic process; G2/M transition of mitotic cell cycle; entrainment of circadian clock by photoperiod
Cellular component (GO): nucleus; cytosol; SCF ubiquitin ligase complex
Molecular function (GO): protein binding
Source: RefSeq, a predicted model, not a curated record